Messenger RNA from Sinocyclocheilus anshuiensis, 967 nucleotides. RefSeq lists its product as uncharacterized. Gene Ontology annotation, biological process: synaptonemal complex assembly. Gene Ontology annotation, cellular component: central element. The coding region runs from base 203 to 892 and encodes 229 amino acids. The record is from RefSeq and is a predicted model, not a curated record. The transcript is spliced from 6 exons. NCBI's taxonomy places the organism in Eukaryota, Metazoa, Chordata, Actinopteri, Cypriniformes, Cyprinidae.
UCAAGCUCUUCAGACUCACUACAAACUUCCAGGCAAGUGUGUUGGAGCUAAACUUUGCAAAAUGUUGGUCCUUCAGAAGCAGGAUUGGGUGCCCUUGAUUUACAAGACGUCGCGUGGGAUAGUGGAUGUCGGCCCAGGACUGUUGGGCACUGAGGGGCUGUUGUUGGAGCUGGAUGUGGGGAAAAAGGAGGGGAUGUAGGGGAUGGCAGCCAGCAGCAGAGGGCUCAUCUGGGGGCUCUCGUCCGACGGUAAGGGGAUCACCACAUCAUCCUGGUCCCACACGUGGAAGGCAUUGGAAUGGGACAGAGUCAGAGCCGUGGGCAGACGGGCUAUGGCUCAGCACUUCUUUGGAAAUUCAGGCUCUAUGACAUUGCAGUCAACACCCAAAUCUGACCAUCACCAUUCAUCAAAGAUGCCAGAUGAUGGUUUUAACUCAACAGGUGAAACUCUGUCAUUUGUUACCCUGGAUGACAGCAAUGAGCAGCAAAGUGAGGACUCUGGUAUCAGUGUUUCAAAAACCUCGACUAGAAGUUCGCUGGGCAACAGUACUAUGGAAGAUGCGGCAGUGUUAUCUCCCCCAAAUUCACGAAUAGAUGAGAUUGGAAAGAAAGCACAGGAACUUAUUGAGAGAAUCAAUGAGAGCCGGGCCAUGGACCAACAUGUGAUGAACAGCUUUGAGGAAAAGCUCAUUAAAAAGGUGAGUGAGAUGUGUCAGCAGGUGAAGGAGCAGAUGUUUGAGUAUUAUGAGCAGCACAGUCAGGGCAUGGAGGCCAGCAUCACUGAGCUGUCGGAGGUGCUGGAGAAAAGCAGUCAGCUGAGUAUUGAGCUACAGGGAGCCAGUCAAACCCUGGCCGCCAUCAAUAAAGGCCUGCAGCACAGCACAGAGCAGUAGAUGCACAACCAAACUAAUCACACUGUAACUUAACAUGAGACAGAGUACACUUAUAUGAUUUGUAUGUUACUUAAA